AUGGCGAGUAUACAAGCUAUACGGGCGAAUUGCCGCAAGAGCAUGAAAGAAGGAGAGUCGAUUGAGGGGGAUAAGAUGUGGGAUAUCAGGCUCGAGAUGUACCUAGGUGUCAUGUGCAUAGGCCGUAACUACGCCGAUCACAUCAAGGAAUUGUCGUCUGCCACACCCAAGCAGCCGUUCUUUUUCCUCAAGCCUCCCUCUUCCAUUCUUCUUCCAGGCGCUGGUCCUGUACUGCGCCCGCGUGGGGUGAAUAUGCACUACGAAGUCGAACUCGGUCUCAUCAUGGGCAAGCAAUUGAGAGAUUUACACCCAGAAGAUACAAAAGGUGCCAUGGAUGCUAUUGAAGGAUACAUUCUUGCCAUCGACAUGACAGCUCGGAACGUGCAAGACGAAGCAAAACGCAAAGGCCUCCCCUGGUCCAUAGCCAAAGGCUUCGACACUUUCAUGCCUAUUUCAAACUUCAUUGCCAAGCACCGGAUCCCGGAUCCUCAGAAAGCGCAUCUCUGGCUGUCCGUGAACAACGAAGUAAAGCAGUCUGAUAACACCGAGUUGAUGCUGUUCCAGAUCCCGAGGCAGUUGAGCGAUAUCAGCAGGGUCAUGACGCUGGAGAAGGGCGACAUUGUACUGACGGGAACGCCCAAGGGCGUGGGGCCGGUAAAGACGGGCGAUGUGAUGAGGGCCGGGUUGAAGGUUGAUGGUAAGGACAUCGAGGAGGCAGGGAUUGAAGUACCUGUGAAGGAUCGGGAAGGCCUGUAUGAGUUCAGUGAGACUUAG
This is a messenger RNA of Plenodomus lingam JN3, 774 nucleotides long. The record is from RefSeq and is a predicted model, not a curated record. NCBI's taxonomy places the organism in Eukaryota, Fungi, Ascomycota, Dothideomycetes, Pleosporales, Leptosphaeriaceae.